Molecule: messenger RNA, 6214 nt
Organism: Linepithema humile (Argentine ant)
Lineage: Eukaryota; Metazoa; Arthropoda; Insecta; Hymenoptera; Formicidae
Source: RefSeq, a predicted model, not a curated record
GUGCUAAAAUGGCCGCGACGGUUUCCGUGAAUUGUAGUGCUGUGUUGUGAAUGUGCGUGCAUUUCGACGGGUGGACCAUCACCUGGCUAGAACGUUGCGUGGGAAGCUACCCCGAAGCAUGACUGACAAUCCUGCGUCACUGGUACAAUUGAGGACGUGCUUAACUGGGGUGCAACGACCGGUCGAGCAAUGUUGCGCAGCGAGCAGUUCUUCAACUAAUGCGACGAAAGCUUCUUAUAGAGUACAUUGCCAAGUUUGGGGUUAAGAGGCUGACUUUUAAUCUCACCGAAGAGCCGUGGUAAACACAGGAGGAAAAUUCCAUUCUCCGAGCUAUUUCUGAGAAUCCGUCGUCUUGUCGAUAUAACCACGUAGAUGCAAGGAUGUCAAUCAUUAUAUAUUCCUUCCGUAUUUCGGCGGAUUUACGGCGCAACGUUAAUCGAAAUUAAUAUUUGAAUUCGAAGGAUCGAGGGUGCAUGCUGCGAUCGCUUUUUGACGAGGUUAGACAGCAUUGAAUUCCGGUUUAUCUGACGCAUUGCCUGUGAUAGUCAUCACAUUGCAGCUGCAAAUGAAAAUAAAAAGACCGUGCAGUUGAGUGCCAGCCUAUCGUUUAUUCACAUAAAUCAUCAGACAUCUUCUAUCAUCGGUAGUGAGAUAAAUCAUCCAAAUUAGCAGAGCAUCGCGUGUGGCGAACCAGGCGCUUACCGUUUCGCCACAGCCGGCAGUAACGGUGGAGGGGCCGGUGUCCAAAAUGUCUCCACCGACGAACGACGUGACCAACGGUGUGGUGGCGCCGCCCAGCACCCUGGCGCCUCGGGUUCCACCGACCACGAAUCUGUCGAACCCGUCCCUCACCAGCAUCAACCCACAGACGCACAAGCGUACCCCGAAGGACUUCAUCUUCGGCAAAGUAAUCGGCGAGGGAAGCUUCUCCACUGUUUACCUUGCCAAAGACAUCCACACCAGCAGGGAGUACGCGAUUAAGGUGUGCGAGAAGCGUCACAUCAUCAAGGAGAAGAAGACCGAGUACGUGAAGCGUGAGAAGGAGGUGCUGAACAUGCUCGCGGACGCCAAGCACUCGUUCGUGAGCCUGUUCUGCACCUUCCAGGACAUGGAGAGACUCUACUUUGUCCUGUCGUACGCUAAAAACGGCGAACUCCUACCCUACAUCAACAAGGUGGGCUCCUUCGACAUCGAGUGCACCAAGUUCUACUCGGCCGAGAUUCUGCGCGGUCUCGAGUACCUACACGGGCUCGGUAUCAUUCACCGGGAUCUCAAGCCGGAGAAUAUCCUGCUGGACGAGAAGAUGCACGUGCUCAUCACCGACUUUGGCAGCGCCAAGAUUCUCAAGGAUGAUCCGGAGACGGUGCUGACGACGGUGCCCGCCUCGGACGCAGACGCUCAACAGCAGCAGCAGCAGCAGUAUCGCAGGGACCGAAGGGGCUCCUUCGUCGGUACCGCUCAGUACGUGUCACCGGAGCUACUAACCGAAAAGACGGCGAGCAGGGCGUCCGAUCUCUGGGCUCUGGGCUGUAUCGUCUACCAGAUGGUCGCCGGCCUGCCGCCCUUCCGCUCCAGGAGCGAGUACAUGAUAUUCCAGAAGAUCCUGAAACUCGAAUACGAGAUACCGGACGGUUUCUGCGAGCUAGCCAGAUCGCUCGUCAGUCAGCUCCUGGUGCUGGAGCCGGCGCAGCGGCUGGGCGCUCUGGAUGAGCACGGCGCUGGUUACCCUAGCAUCCGGGCGCAUCCCUUUUUCGAGGGCGUCGACUUUGAGACUCUCCACGAGCAGACACCGCCGCCGAUCUAUCCGUACCUGCCCGGCACAUCGGAGCACGAGGAGAUGAGAUCGCAGUACAGAGUGCCCGACAAUCUCGAGCCCGGUCUGGACGACAAGCAGCUCACCAGGCUCCUCGGGCUGGGCAUUGGCGAGGACACCGACGACGAUGACGAUACCACCGUCACCACUGGUGCGGAGCAGCGCGCUGCCAUCAAGCCCGUCAGCAAAACCAUCACGACUGUGGAAAAGCCGAUACGAAGGCGGACCAACAUUGCCGACGGCGGAGCGAACAUCGCCGAUCUGACGACAGAGCAGGUCAGAACGCGGCUGGAGAAGCAGCGCGCCUCGAGCCAGUGGGACAUCUUCGUCGAGGGCAAUCUGAUAUUGAAGCAGGGCUUCGUCAACAAGAGGAAGGGCCUGUUCGCCAGGCGGAGAAUGCUUCUGCUCACCACCGGACCGCAUCUAUACUACGUCGAUCCUGUCAAUAUGGUGCUCAAGGGUGAGAUACCCUGGAGUCCCGAACUGAGGGUCGAGCCGAAGAAUUUCAAGAUCUUCUUCGUUCACACGCCGAACAGGACAUACUAUCUUGAAGAUCCAGAGGGAUUCGCAUUGGAGUGGUGCAGAGCUAUCGAGGAGACGCGAGUCCACUGUUACGGCCUGCAGGAGACGACCGCCACUUAAAAAGAGACAGAACACAGUGGUAAAGUCCGCGAGUGGUGAAAAUCGGUCCGUUUCCGACGAGAAGAGACGACGAACCGAAUUGUUCGUCCGCGUGUUAGCCUAUUGUAAAAAGGAUAGAUUAGUAGAUUUAUCGCGCGUCGAAAUCGCGCACCUUGUACAGUUUAGGCAGAAAUUCAUUAGGCAAAAAUUCCGAAAUGUGACCUCCGUCGUCAGGAGUCAUCGUCGUGCGGUGUCCAUUAUCACUUACGUUUGCUAUUUAUUUUGUUGAACCUGUAGAGAGAAUCGCAUCAUCUGCGCGCGAGAACUGCACGACGACGCCGCGACGUUCGCGUGUGCGCGGUGAAGAAAAAAAAAACAACAACGGAGGAUUAGAAAAAUUUCUAGCCAAGGCUUCGGCUCUGUAUUCGCAGCGCCUGCUGCCGUGCGACGUGACGCGAGCAUUCGUACGUUCGCGUGAGAUCGAGAUCGCUUGGAGGGAGGGGGGGGGGGGAGCAAAGAAAAAUAAAGUCCGCGCACCCGUAAAUUACAACGUUUACAAUUUUCGCGAUACGCGAUCAUCCGGAUUCAGCACACGAUCAAAACAUUUUCAACGUAAAUUGGCUUUCGAAAGAAGAAAAAAAAAAGGCGUUCCGGAUCACACUUCAGAAAAGAUUCUCUCGUCCAAAGAGGCCUCGGUUGCGUCGCACGGUGCCUGUUAUAGUACUUUAUUCCUAAGUAUAGUCAAAUUCACGCGUCACGCGCAGCGACGGAUACGCCGAAUGCAAUAUUUUAGGUGGAAUUAAAGGUCCGCGCGCGGCCCUUAGCUUAGACAUCGCCGCCGAGUUUAGAAGUCAAUUUAGUCGAGGUUUAGCCAAAAACAAACAACAACAAAAAAAUGAUUGAAACGGAAAAUGCAAUGGUGGAUAACGAGUCACUGUGCAGCUUUAACAAGACGUUUACGUUGCCUGUAAAGGAUCCCCGGAAUAUCGCGACAUUCCGGGCGAUCUUUGCUCUCUUCGCGGUGUACCACACACGCAGUAUUCUUUGUCACAUCGUCGUUUCCUCCCCCCUUUUUCUUGUUCGAACUUUUGUCCCUCCCCCUCGCGAAUACUUUCUGUAAAUAUUGUAGCGCGUUUCUACGAAGAGCAGGCCGCGUAAAAGCACUCUUACUCUGUAACAUAGUAGAUACGUAAGUAGGAAAGGAAAAGGAUAUCGUUGUCUUACCACGGCGUUUCUUCCCCGCUUAGUUCCACUUCUCGUCGUCUCUCCCCGGCCCUCGCGGACUCGAGCGUGUGCGAUCGAUAAAUUAGGUGGGAAAUAUUGAGGAGGGCGAGUGAUCGGUGUUUGUACUCUUUUCCGCACGUUCGUUUGUACAAAGAGCAGGACGCGGUGGAGAAAGAGGGCACGGGGAAUGAGGAACUUGGUUCUCGUCUCCUCCUCUGCGAAAGACUACACAUCUGAGAAAGGACUCUUAGAUAGCAAUAUAUAGACUCGUUUGAUAGCUUUAAGAGGCGCUAGUAAAAUUCGUUUAGAGCGUAUCGUCGAUCGGUUAAUAAUGUCGUUGUUUGUUUAGUGCGAUUAUUACAGUAUGAUUUGUAGCGUUUAGCGAAAUUGCGAUAAUUAUCGUUCGCGUAAUUGUUGCGGCAGUCAAGUAUUAGCAUUCAUUUUUUUUUCCCUCGCAUAUAUAAUAUGAAUUAGAUUAUUUAAUUGUGAACGGCCUCGCGUUUCUCGUUAAUUUAUUCCUACCGUUACUUGCCUCGAAUUAUUUAUUCUCGUUUCUUCUUUUUUUUUCUCCCCCCCUUCGUUUUUAAAUAGUCUUGCGCGCGAGGACCGCUGCGUACAUAGAGAUUACAGACUAGUUACUAUCGCUACCACCACUGCGACUAUAUUUACUAUUUAAAUUAUUAACGCUAACUACUAUACUAUUAUCUAUUACUAUUACUAUUAUCACCACUGCGUUGUUGCCACGUUACUGCGUACAUAUAUAUAUAUUAUAUAUAUUCUAUAUUAUACGUCAACUAUUGUCGUUAGACCUAGCUGUUUUUAGGUAUACACGUUUAUUGUAAAUACGUACUGCCGCGUUGAUAAGAUAAGGAAAAUCGAGACGCGAUUCGACACACCCCCUUCCCCCCCGGUGACAUCGCGACCGAGCCGUAGUUCGACCGUGUAUCAUACUUGUACAUUACUCUAAACAUACGGAAAUAAUAUAUAUAUAUACGUAUAUAUAUAUAUAUAUAUAUAAAAUAUUUAUGAAAUGUGAAUAAUAGUUAGGGAAUGAAACUGUGUAUAAACGUUCUUAGGUUUAAAAUCGCGUUUAGGUUUAAUUCUCGUUGAUUCUCGACACGGCUCGUUUGCGAUCUCCGCUGUGACGGAAACCUUUACUCAUCUCUCUUUCUUUCUCUCGCACGACGUAGAUAUAAACAGGGUAUUUGGGGAACGGGCGGGACGCGACCGAUGGUUGCGCGCGUUGCACCGCGUUAUGUUCGAAAAAAUGGUGAUUCGUUCCUUUACGGAUCGGCAUUGUUCUCGCUACCCAGCGACCUUGUCUAAAAUGACCGCUUUUGGCGAGUCGCGUACGGUGCGGGCGGACGAAAAGCGUGUGAACGAAUGAACAGCCAUCGUCGUGUCCCGGCUAGGCCUCUUUCUUCUUCUUUCUAGUGAGAGUCGAUUGCGAGGGAGAGCUAUUCCUAGUUUGAAAUUUCGCUUCAGGCGAAUCGCGUCCCUACGAUUUCGCAGCGUAAUCUCUCUACCGCAAACAAGCACGUUUUGGGUCGUGGAACUUUGGUUUAUAUAUCGCGCGAAGUCUUAUAUAUAUAUACAUAUAUAUAUAUAUAUAUAUAAAUCUAUUUUUUCGAACGUAAUAUAAGAGACAAAUAAUAAUAUAUUUCCGAGUAUGUGUAAAUAAAUGUCACACGUUGUGCUUCUUUUCCGGAGAGAGAGUACGUAACACGAAUCCGAUCGCCGAUCUCGUACACUUGCGUCAGUCUUUUGUCCUUUUUUUUUUACGUACGAGAUAGGGAGAGCGGAUCGCGCGCGCGCGCGUUGUUUCCAUCGUGGUAAACUUUGCAGGUCCUACGUUUUAUGCAGGCGUUGCAAACUUUUAGAUGGGAAUGCGCGCGCGCGCCUCUCUAAGAGGAUACAAUGGGUGUGCCGGCUUUUCCGAAAAGGGCGAGGAACAUUCGGCGAAAAUGUUUUUCGACCGUCGACCGCUCCCCCGAGAUUCCUGCUGCCCUUGCGGACCGCAAGUCAGUCACCCUCCCUCCCCCUCACACCAUAUAUAUAUCAUAGUCGAUUCGAACGUGACUCCGUAAGAAAAUACGGCGAGGCACUACGUUCAGUGAGAAAAGAAAUAGUUAAUUUAAUUAGGCUAGAAGUCUCGAACGCGAGAUGGAUACUUAAAAUCGGAAAUCUUUACACCCCGUCGCGGAACCGUUCGUGAAUCUGCGAGAAUACGCAAGCAAUAACAGCAAGGCCUUGCGAGUAUUCAGAUGCCUACUGUUUCGAUACAGCAGAAACGCUUCAACUAUUAAUUGCAGUAUUACUAAAUGUAUACAAAUUAAGUAUAACAUACACACGAUACAUGCUUCACAUAUACACACAUACACGCAUACACACAGAAACACACACACCGUCAAUGUACACUCUAAGUACCCCUCGAACAUGACGCGCAACUUACGAGAAGACUUUGUAAAUAAUUAGAAUGUAAUUGAUAUUAUAGGCGCCAAGAUCUAUUAAGAAUAACAUCAAAUUUAUUUAUAGUAAAUUUUCCGAAAUAUCGCA